Messenger RNA from Cladophialophora yegresii CBS 114405, 633 nucleotides. Its product is annotated as GTP-binding protein ypt2. The transcript has 3 exons. NCBI's taxonomy places the organism in Eukaryota, Fungi, Ascomycota, Eurotiomycetes, Chaetothyriales, Herpotrichiellaceae. The record is from RefSeq and is a predicted model, not a curated record. Gene Ontology annotation, molecular function: GTPase activity; GTP binding. Gene Ontology annotation, biological process: regulation of exocytosis; protein localization to plasma membrane; protein secretion. The coding region runs from base 1 to 633 and encodes 210 amino acids. Gene Ontology annotation, cellular component: endosome; plasma membrane.
AUGGCAGGCCAACGGAAUUACGACUUUCUAAUAAAACUCCUCCUGAUCGGCGACUCGGGCGUCGGCAAGUCCUGCUGCCUGCUGCGCUUCUCCGAAGACAGCUUCACGCCCAGCUUCAUCACCACCAUCGGCAUCGACUUCAAGAUCCGCACGAUCGACCUGGACGGGAAGAGAGUCAAGUUGCAGAUAUGGGACACGGCCGGCCAGGAACGCUUCCGCACCAUCACAACCGCAUACUACAGAGGCGCCAUGGGGAUUCUACUGGUGUAUGACGUGACGGACGAGAAGAGCUUUAACAACAUAAGGACAUGGUUCUCCAACGUCGAACAACACGCCUCGGAAGGAGUCAACAAGAUCCUCAUCGGCAACAAAUGCGACUGGGAGGAGAAGCGCGCCGUCUCGACGGAACAGGGCCAAGCGCUCGCCGACGAGUUGGGCAUUCCGUUCCUCGAGGUCUCGGCAAAAUCGAACAUCAACAUCGAAAAGGCCUUUUAUUCGUUAGCGAGCAAUAUCAAGAAGCGGUUGAUUGAUAGUUCGAAGGAGAGCGGCGGUGCUGGAGUCGGCGGCCAGGCCGGUGGGCCGGGCGUCAGCGUCACGCCGAACCACGGCGUCGGGGGUGGCAAGUGUUGUUAG